GAUGAUGUUUGUCUGACUAUAAAGAGGGCUGUUGUGGCCUUUCAUUGGCAUUCAGUCGUUGGUUCCCUACUUGAAAGCAACUAAAUUUAUUUUUUAAUUUAAGUUUUUUACUUCUUUCCCCCACACACACAAGACUCACAACUAUGAACUCCUUCUCCGUGUUCUUGGUGUUUGCUUUGGCAGCACUGGUCGUAGCAGAACCUCCAUCGGGUUAUAAUUAUCAGCGCGGUGGUGGUGGUGGCGGCGGCGGUGGAUUUGGCGGUGGUUUCGGUGGUGGUUUCGGUGGUGGCUUGGGAGGUGGCGGCGGCGGCUAUCAAGCUGUUAGCGGUGGCUUCCAAACCAAUGAAGGCCAAAAUGUUGAUCCUCAACUGUUGGAACAAGUGCGUCAAAUCUUGUUGCAAGAAGAAAGCAAAUCCGGCGGCGGCGGUGGUGGUGGUGGCGGCGGCGGUUAUCCCGGCACUCCCUCUGGUUCAUAUGGUGCUCCCUCGCCACAAUACGGUGUACCCUCAUUCGGUGGUGGCGGCGGUGGCCGCGUUGUUGGCAUCGAUUUGGAGGGUGUACGUCAAGCCAUCCAAGUGGCUCAAUUCGCCCAACAAAGCACACAAGCUGGUGGUGGCGGCGGUGGUGGUUUCGGUGGUUAUCCCAGUGGUCCAUCGGGUUCUUAUGGUGCUCCCUCAAGACCCAGCGGUAGCUACGGUGCGCCAUUCUAAGCUCAACCGUUAGUUAUUUUUUCUUAGCAUAAUGUAGAUUACAUUUCAAAUUCAUCAUAAAACAAUUGCUGCCAAAUAAUUGAAAAGACAAACGCGCGCGCCAAUAUUUAACAAACGCCUCUGAAAACGGAUACGCUAAAGCGAAAGAAAAAUAAAGAAAAGAAAACAACACCCCAGCAAGCACCAAAAGAACAGACAUCAACAUUUAAGUAACCCCAGCAACCAUCGAGCCAUUAACACGUGAAAGGAGGUUCGUCAAAAUACCGUUAUUACCAGAAAAAAAUGCAACACUUAUAACAACACCAUUAAUUAACUGGGAAUUUGAUGUUUGUAUUAAUUGUGUAAAUUUAAAGAAA
Molecule: messenger RNA, 1066 nt
Organism: Lucilia cuprina (Australian sheep blowfly)
Lineage: Eukaryota; Metazoa; Arthropoda; Insecta; Diptera; Calliphoridae
Product: ATP-dependent RNA helicase A
Exons: 2
Coding region: 144-710 (188 amino acids)
Source: RefSeq, a predicted model, not a curated record